UACUUGGGUAUGGUAUUAUGCGAUUGGUAGGAGUUGAAAUGUUCGUGCGAAGUCUGCUCUGACUUUUAUAAUCAAGGUUGACUACACAUUUUGGUAAGCCCAUACGUCAUCUUGGUUUUCAAAGUAAUAUCUCAUUUCAUACACAUGAAGAUUCUUACUGUCGGUCUAAUGAUUUAUUGUUUUAGCUCAAUAUUUCGAUUUUCUUUAGGGUUUAAAAUAUUCAGUUUAUUUCUUCAACCACAAGUCUCAGAUCAUGAUUGAAAAACUAUUCAUUGACAUCAAUGCAUGUAAUAUAAUAAGAUUCUACCACCAAGGAUAAAUAAUAAUCCCUCAAUCACUUAUUAAAUUGGCACGAAUCUUCCCAAACUGCUUAUAGAAACCACAAAUAGAAACAUAACAUAUUAAAAGAGAUUGGUUGCAGAUUCUGUUCUAUUUUUAAUGAUAAAAUGCGAUGAGUACAUCUCGGGAAACUGUAAUGUAGCGAAUAGAAACCGAACUUUUCUUUUAAUCUCAUAGCAGAGAUCAGAGCAUUAAGUGGCAAAUCUGAUGACCAGUCAGCAAACACGUGAAAGCUUCAAACAUCGAUGUGGUGUUUUCAGAACACGCUAAAGUUUAAUAAUGAGGUCGUGAGAUUUGGUUGAAGCUCUAAAAUGACUUAAUUAGAAGUUUAAGAAAAAGAGACCGUCUCGUUCUGUUGCCAACUUAUGUGCCAGUAUACGACUUCGUAACAUGACAACCAUGAAAUGUGUAGCUUUUACUCAAUAGUUAGCAAUAUUUUCCUUUGGAGUAUCGACUAAACAUUACAUAAAUAUUACUAUAAUACUGAUAUACGAUUAAGAAACAAAGAUAUACGAUUGGUCAAUAGUUAGUGUUCAUGCACGUACUGAUAUAUGAUGUCCAAUAAAUAGUGUAAUUAUUUCCACCUAAAACAGUAGACACUUAAUGAAAUCAUUGAUCUAGAUACAUAAAUGAACGUAACCAAGGACGAGUUACUGGUGGUACUCCUUGCGGUUGCAAGUACGACUCCGAGUUCGAUUCGUACUGAUCAUCAGGGAAUUUACAUGUAGACUUGUUCUGGUGUCCGAGAUCGAAGACCGUUUUUUGGCUAUGACCCACUCUCGCGCCGCUAAAGGUUCGGUCUCUACUCUAGACCAUCAACACUAGGACCAGAACACUCGGUUAUAUAAAAAAAAACAUAACAUGAAUCCAUGAUGACCGCUAAAAGACGAAGUCAUUUCAUGUUAUAUAGUUCGCAACUGUUUUUGUUUUCUUCCGUAUAAAUCAGUGAUUUGGUGGAUAUACGUUGAACUACUAAAAAAACAAGAUUAUAUUGCUGUAUAAUCCUUAUAAAUUACUUUGACUUGAUGUUGAACAGACAUGCUUUGUACACUCCCUCCUUUCCAUAAUAUAAUAUAUUUUUAAUUAAGAAACUUAAUUUUUAAAACACAAUAUUAUUAAAUAAUAUAAAUUAACCAAUCACAAAUAAUAUAGUAAAUUACUAUUGAUUAACCAAACUAAAAUACUUUAACAAUAUCAAAACAUCUUAUAUUUUGAAACAUCAAAACUUCUCUAAAAUAUUUUAUAUUCUAAUCUUUAAAUUAAUUUAUUUGAACUUUAAAAAAUCGUUAGAGGUAUGCUAAAAAGUAGCCAAAUUCAUUACUACUUUGUUGCUUAGAAACGUUAAUACUACUACCAUUAGGGUAAAGAUAAUACAUGUUCCAUUUCACAAAUAAACAAAAAUCAAAACUCAGGACAAAAUGUUUAUAUAUUAAUAUAUACAAUCUAAUCUCUUAUCGUUUAUAGUUAAUUAUGAGUACAAUGUUAAUAUUAAUAGACUGCAUGGCAAGCCCCUCGAUUACCACUCCAUAAUAUAUUGUUACAACAAUAUAUAUAGAUAGGAGGAGUUGUUUUUAUGGAACAAUUUUGGUGCAAAAUAUAUGACCAAACUAUAAUAUAGCUAGCUUAUACAAACCUUAUAAUAAUUAAGCUCUAAGAGAAAAAAAAGUUAUACUAAUUUCUCUCUCUAUAUACUGGUCAACAAAUAGAUGCGUGUCUGUCUAUAUAUAACAUAGAUGCAGGUAUUAGACAUCUUUGCUGUACAUUUUGGCUUGUACAUCUUUGACUACAAAAAUAAAAACAAAACAUAAGAAUCUAUACCAUCGGAUGAUGCCUAGUGGGAAGAGACCUCUUUCACCGGAACCAAUGGCUCAAAAAAGAGAAGAGAAGGAAGAUUUGUGUCGUUGCUCAACUUUGUCGGAGUCUGAUGUGUCUGCUUUUGUCUCUGAACUCACAGAUAAACCCAUCCCACCAUCCAUGGCUUCAUCUUCUUCAUCUCUUACCCCUCAAGAACAAAGAAUUUCGAGACAAGGAAACUACCGAGGGGUGAGGCAAAGACCGUGGGGAAAGUACGCGGCCGAGAUCCGUGACCCGAACAAGGCAGCUCGUGUGUGGCUUGGCACGUUCAACACCGCAGAAGAAGCAGCCUUAGCGUAUGACAAAGCCGCAUUUGAGUUUAGAGGCCACAAGGCCAAGCUUAACUUCCCGGAGCACAUUCUUAUCAACUCUACUCAUCAUUGCUAUCCAUCAACCGCUACUUCACAUGAUCCCAUUAUCAUUACGCCAGUUCCACCAGUUGCUCCUGACAUACUUCUUGAUCAAUAUGGAAAAUUUCUACAAGGGAAUAGACCAAGAUUGGAGGAGAGUGAAAACAUGAGUAUUAACAAACGAAGAAAAUAGCAUAUCCAUGCCUCAGGAGUAUAUUCCCCUCCCAUCCAACUUAUCAAUCAAACCGAUUCUGGGCACGGUCUAGUGAAAUAUUUGUCUUGACUCCCAAUUCUUUUUUUUUAAAUAAUAUAUAUAACCAUAAAUUUCCAAAUUAUUCAAAAAAUCAUUAUUUUUUUACUAAAUGUUUAUGGCUCUCAAAUUUUAAGCCGGCCAUACCGUCUAUGUAAUCAGGCUUUGAUUACUCUAUGAUUUCAUGUUUUGACACUGCAUUAUUAAUAGGGUCUUUAAAGAGUGAAGGGGUACAUUUAGGAUUCAGGCCUCGUGGAUAAAAGAUAACCUUUUGGGAUAUGAAGAUGACAGAAGGAAUGAAGAUGACUUGGAAGAUAAAGAAAGCUGUCUCGUACUCAUUCUAAUCGGUCAAGACAAAUGGUGUAACCAGUGAAACCUGACUAUGAAGUGAAGUCCAUGUAGAAGA
Messenger RNA from Raphanus sativus (radish), 3199 nucleotides. RefSeq names its product ethylene-responsive transcription factor ERF112-like. The coding region runs from base 2164 to 2736 and encodes 190 amino acids. Gene Ontology annotation, molecular function: DNA-binding transcription factor activity; DNA binding. The transcript has 2 exons. Gene Ontology annotation, biological process: regulation of DNA-templated transcription; ethylene-activated signaling pathway. Lineage: Eukaryota; Viridiplantae; Streptophyta; Magnoliopsida; Brassicales; Brassicaceae. The record is from RefSeq and is a predicted model, not a curated record.